Molecule: messenger RNA, 1525 nt
Organism: Parastagonospora nodorum SN15
Lineage: Eukaryota; Fungi; Ascomycota; Dothideomycetes; Pleosporales; Phaeosphaeriaceae
Exons: 1
Coding region: 1-1416 (471 amino acids)
Molecular function (GO): flavin adenine dinucleotide binding; acyl-CoA dehydrogenase activity; heme binding
Source: RefSeq, a predicted model, not a curated record
AUGUCGCAAGAAACACUCACGCGCGAAUCCGUCGCAAAGCAUAACAAGCCAGACGAUCUCUGGUGCAUUGUCGACCACAAGGUCUACGACCUGACUGAUUUCGUCGAUGCCCACCCCGGUGGCUCAGUCGUUCUCGAGCAGGUAGCUGGCACCGAUGCCACUAUCGCCUUCUACAACCUGCACCGACAAGAAGUCCUGCAAAAGUACGAGGACCUGUGCAUCGGCACCAUCGAAGGCGAGAAGUCGGAAGUCAUCGUGCCCAAGUUCGGCGACUUGAGCCCAGUUCCGUACGCCGAGCCACUAUGGCUCCGACCGCAGUUCAAGAGCCCAUACUUCAAGGAGAGCCACAGGGCGCUGCAGAAGGAAUUGCGCAAGUUCACCGACGAGCACAUCACACCCGAGGCUCAGGCGAAGGAGAAGAGUGGCGAGUACAUCAGCCAGGAGCUGAUUGAUAAGAUGGCUGCGAAUGAUAUUCUGGCUAUGCGCCUUGGGCCGGGAAAGCAUCUACAUGGCAAGAACUUGAUGGGCGUGGUAAAGGGCGAGGAGUUUGACUACCUGCACGAUCUUGUCCAGGCGCAAGAGGGUGUACGUGCGAAUGCUCGAGGGUUCCAGGAUGGCAACAUGGCUGGCAUGAUGAUUUCAUUGACAGCAGUGUUGCAGUGGAUGCCAGAAAGUGAGCUGAAGACACGUGUGGUCAACGAGGUCUUGACUGGCCAGAAGAAGAUCUGCCUCGCCAUCACCGAGGCAUUCGCGGGCUCAGACGUCGCUGGACUGCGCACCACUGCGGAGAAGACACCUGAUGGCAAGCACUACAUCAUCCGGGGCACGAAGAAGUGGAUCACCAACGGCAUGUUCUGCGACUACUUCGUCACAGGCUGCAAGACAGAGAGCGGCUUCUCCGUCAUCCUUAUCCCCAGGGAUGACACCGUAGAGACAAAGUUGAUCAAGACCAGCUACUCCACAGCCGCCGGUACCGCAUACGUCGAAUUCAACAACACCAAAGUCCCCGUCGAAGGCCUUCUCGGAAAGGAGCACCAAGGCUUCAUCGUAAUCAGUAAGUCAAACUCCACCCCCUCGCAUCUUACAACCUCUAACAAUACCUCAGUGUCCAACUUCAACCACGAGCGCUUCAUGAUGGCCUGCGGCGUAAUCCGACAAUCCCGCACCGUCGUCGAAGAAUGCCUCAAAUGGUGCAACCAGCGCAUGGUCUUUGGCAAGAAACUCAUCGAGCAAGCCCGCCAUCCGCCAAAAACUCGCCAAAAUGAUCUCUCACGUCGAGGCCAACCAGGCGUGGCUCGAAUCCAUCGCCUACCAAAUGUGCAACAUGAGCUACCAGCAGCAGUCAACUGUGCUGGGUGGGCCCAUUGGGCUCUUGAAGUCUUUUGCCACGCGCUCUGCGCACGAGAUUGCGGAUGAGGCGGUGAAUAUUUUCGGUGGGAGGGGGCUGACGCAGACGGGUAUGGGCCGCGUGGUGGAGCAGUUCCAUCGGACGUACAAGUUUGAUGCGAUUUUGGGCGGGACGGAA